Molecule: messenger RNA, 5037 nt
Organism: Symbiodinium natans
Lineage: Eukaryota; Dinophyceae; Suessiales; Symbiodiniaceae
Source: the annotation of a GenBank genome assembly
AUGAGAGGGCUCGCUAGGGCCAUUUCUUUGGCGGACUUGCUGUGGGCCGAUGCUGCUGUCGUCGACUGCGGCAGGAUGCGCGAAGAUGGAUCCUGUCUCACGCGACCGCAUUUCAUGGAUCUGCAUUGCAGCGGCUGUGGCAACUUCUCCGUACAUGAACCACUCCGCGGGCGCUUUCUCGUAGAGGAUGCUGUGUCUCCACUUUUGCUGAAAGAGCUUCUUGCGCUGGCACCUGAGGUGGUCGUUCCAGGGGAUGGCUAUGGCGGCCGAGCUCGUCUUUUCAAGAAGGAUGAGGUUUGGGCUGGAAUUCAGCUUCUGGAUGCCGCCGACUGGGCUGUCGAGCAGGCAAAAGCAGGCCGACGAGAUGCGUUGGCCUUUGCCCGAAGCUUCGUGGAGGUGGUGCACAUAAUGAAAACCAUGCUCGACAAUCUCUUCGACCUGAAACAGCAGGCCACCCUCCACUUUGCGCAGCUGGUAUGUAGACAGAAGGAUCCCACAUCCGCCGAGGUGGGAGACAGCCACCCUGUCCACUCAGACAGCGGCUGCGUUUACCAGGAGCCUGCGGACAACGAGAGCGAGCCUUGCAUCGCUGGUGAGGAUGACCCCCGCACACAUGCGGCCUACCUGUACUUGCACGGGCCCGAGAGUGGUGAUUUUCGAGGAGGGGACUUCUUCUUCGCCCGCAGCUUUGGGGACGGUCAACGAGUGCAGCUGCGACCUGCAGCAGGUCGUAUGGUGGCGAUUGCUGCGGGCAGUAGCAAUCUUCACGGUGUGGAGCACCUCGAGGCAGGCAUUCGCUGCCAUGUCGGCGUGUGGGUGGCUGCUGGCAGCGAGGACACGGAUGUGCACGGGUAUCAGCGGCACAGCUUGCAGCAGGCGGAGAGCAUCUUAGCGGGGGUGCUUCCUGCCGGUUCCCGGCCUCGGGUCGAGGACUGGUGGCAAGAGAACGACAGCUUUAAACGAAUGUGCACGGCUCCAAGCAAUGUCAAGGCAGCAGCGAGCUCUCAGUCCCAGAAGCAGAAGGAUGUUGAAGUGCUGUCUGAUCUUCCCGGGCCGCAAAUCCUCCGCGCACGAGGUUUUUUAUCGCCUGAAGAAGCCCGGCACAUCAUCGCGCUGGCCAAGCCAAUGCUGCAGGACGGCGUGGUCUUAGAGUCCGGUCAGCUUGUCCGAGCGAAAUAUCGGAGAAGUCAGACCGCAUGGCUGGAGGAUGAGGAUCCGGUCUUGCAGAACAUCUCCCAACGGAUUGAAGCCUUCACCGGCUUGUCCCUGCAGUCUGCGGAGCAGUUUCAGGUGGCCCACUACACGGCCGAGAAUCAGGGUCGCUACGAGCCCCACUUCGAUUGGGGGAGGGAGGUGGCGGUCAUGGACGCCUUCGGAAGCGCAGAGGACACAGGCCAGGGACCCAGACUAGCCACAUUUCUGAUCUACCUGAAUGCUGUGCAAGGUGGUGGCGCAACGACCUUCGUGCAGCAGGACCUCAGCAUACAGCCAGAACCAGGUGCUGCAGUUUUCUGGUACAAUCUCCGUCCGCGCGGCGAGGGUGAUGAGCUUGUUCGUCAUGGCGCUUGCCCUGUCACAGAGGGUGAAAAACUCAUUGUUACGCGGUGGAUCCAUGCAGCCGGCAAUGCGCACGUCUUUGAUGCAUCUAGCGGCAUGCCCAGGAUUUCGCGUUCAUCGGAGUCGCAGUCCUGGAGAUCGCUGCCCUGCGCUUCCCUUUGUGUAUCAGCGCCGUUGCAAGCUGGCAGGCGUUGCCCAACAGAGUGUGACGCGGCAGCGAUCACGUCUGAGCUGCGCGGUCGAGCUGUACUCGACCAUGCCGUCCCAAAGUCAACUGCAAGGGCAAUCGCUGCUCUUGCACCUUUAGCUGUCAGUCCGGGCGACGGCUUUCCUAGCGGUGAGGUGCUGGGCGCCGCUGGUGUCACUCCUCGGGCUGCUGUGGAAUGGGCAGCUGUGCAGGGAACUGCUGCUUUGUCGUGGGCUGAAAGCUUUCUCACAGCAGCGGAAACGGUCGGCCGCGAAGUGGCUGCUUAUUUUGGCAAGCGCUUGUUGAACUCCUCGGCCCCGGUGGAUGAAGAAGGUCUUUACUUCGACUUUGUGCACCUUGUCUGCCGAUCUUCCCAGAAUCGGAAUGGGGAAGGGCCCAAGGCUCAAACGGAUUUCGAGGAGUUUUCGGGCUACAUCCCGGCCGAUGCCAGAGAUCUCUUCAGCCGGGAGCUCACGCUCGAGCAGGCCAAGGAAGCGUGCAGCGCUGUCGAGGCCUGCCAAGGCUUCACCUUCCAGGCUGGCGUUGAGCCGGCGAAGCCCAGGAUGGUGUAUUUCAAAGCCAAGUGGGAGCUUGCCGGCACGGGGUGGACAUCAUUUCGGCGUUCAAACCGAGUACCGAAGGAGGCAGAUGCUUAUGAAGCCCAUGCCGACAAUUGCUUUGAAGAGGGAGCAUUCUGUGUGAGAAAGAAGCCUUUCUAUCAUUGGCGAAGCCAUGCUGCUGUGCUUUUCCUUCAUGGUCCUGAGUCAGGUGACUUCCAGGGUGGCAACUUCUUCUACUCACCUGCUUUUGACAGUCCACCGGACCAGCGAGUUCGCAUUGAGCCCGUGGCGGGGAGGACAGUGACCUUUCGAGCAGGUGUUGAGAACAUCCAUGGGGUGGAGAAGGUCUUGUCAGGCACGCGCUGCACACUGAAUCAGUGGUUUACACCAAACGCCUUUCUGGCACAACACAAAUCCGAGCUGGAAGACGCGAGGAAGCUGUUGAUCAAGUACAUGGAGGCUCAGGAUCAUGCGGCUGCAGGAACUUCGGUGAGCAAGCGGUUCGACGACAACAGCCAUGAGAUGGACGAAGAACUGACAAACUGUGCUCACACGCUUGACGAGUGUGGUCAACACCCUGCAAAAACGAGCAGGCAUUUGAGAGAGGAGCCUCCGGUGCGACAAGUCUCCCUCCUGUGGCUGAGGAACCUCCCUUUGCGAUCUCUGCUCAUGGUUCAAGUCAACGGUGCCAAAAUUGAUGCCGAAGGGCAAUGCAAGGGAAACGUGUGGAACUGCUCUCCGAUUGCCUCGGUGCGGUUUGCAGUCGCCUCCCUCGCAGGCUUUGCUGGCCAGCUCAGCAGCGCACUUCCGCCUGCGGGAGCCAAAGCUCUUGGUGCGACUCGGACAGUCGGUGGGGUCUCGAAGCUCAGGUCGAAUCUGGAUGCCUUCAGCAUGCAACAGGUUGGCAUUGUCGCAGAAGCCUUCGAUGUCGUGGGCCAUCACCAUCGAAAGCUGGUGGGCUACAUCGAGCAGAUCCUUCUGAAAGCCCAGGACAGCAACGGAGCAUCACCAGGCGACGAAGCGAGCCGUCGCCGGCUCAUUGCAGCAUUGCUUACUGCCGCAGCGCAACAGGAGACUUUUGCUCGACGCAGUCAGUCGACAAUGCAGCGCUUUGCGGAGGAGCUCACGACUGAUUUGAAGUCAUGCGCUCCAUCAGACGCAGUGCUCAGGCCAACGAAGCAGGAUCCGCGCAGCUUGCGCGUUCGGAUCAGGAGUACCAUCGAAGCUGUCAGACAAGCGCCAAAGCCGCCGCAGCCACUCCGUCGCCUGGGUUCGCCCCUCCGAGGAGGUCGCAGACACCAAAGGACACGGCCGUCGGAGAUUGUGGCGGAGUCCGAUGAGGAAGCUGAAAGCCAGCCGGUCCAACAAGACGAGGCUGACAAGCCAAGGCCUGGCGAGAUGUUUGCUGAGGCGCAGCUCCUCGAUCUGGAGGCGAUUGCUGCUUCCUUGGGCAGCAGCAUGACAGAACAAGCAGACGAAGCCAGCAGCCCGGAGGUUCCUGCGCCCGCUCCACCGGGUGCAGUGCUUGGCGGCGAGGUGCUCCCGGGCAUCGGAUUUGUUGCUGGACGUGCGCGGCGCUCCUUUGGUGGUGCUGCGCUGGAGGUUGAUGGCUUUGCACCGGCAGGGGCAUCAGUGGCCCGGCGUCUGCGCCCACCGCCGGCUCGGCGGCACUUCGAGCGCAUCCUCGGUGGUAGGCAUCCGGCAAACGUGAGGAUCCUCAGACGAUUGCGGAGGCUCGAGGUGGAGAUGAAGUUGGAUGGGUCGACAGCGGCACCCUUCGCAGAGACGCGAAGGAAGAAGCGCACUUGGUACGCAGACCCAUCCACUCAGCCUCACAAGGCUUACAAGGUCCGUGCCACGAUACAAGCGCAGCAGGCCUCAUUGUUUCGUCGGCUUCGAAGGUAUCGUUUGGGUGGCUUCGAGCCAAAUCUUGUUGGAGGUAGUUUUGCGCCGCUGCGCAAAAUUCGCCCAGCCAAAGACAUUGCUGGGCCAUCUCCAGUACUCAGUUUGGACCAAUCCGUGGUUCUGGCCAAUUCGCUUGCAUCUGAGAGUGGGAAGGCUAUACCAGGUCGUGAAAAUUUGCUCCGGCAGCUAGGCGAGCACACUGCGAGAGCUGCGUUACUGCAGUGUGCUACAUCCCUUCAGGAGCAGAGGGCUUUGGUGGCUUCAUCCCGCAUCGCCUCGUCGCUGGCAGAGGCAAACCUGAGCUGCCCAGCGCUGCUCCAAAGUCUCGAGGAGCGCAUCUCGCGUGGCAGCGUCGUGUCAUCGCUGCGAAAGCAUCGGCCAACUGCAUUGCCACGAAUUCUCCUGUCGUAUUUGCGGCUAGCACGUUCUUCAACCGGCCUCGAUGAAGGCAGUAUUGCGCGCAGCGUAAGCGAGCAGCUGCACGAACUCCUACGAAUCGGGCCUGAUCGUCUUGCGCCGCUUUGGAUCCUGCCAGCUGACGAGCUGGCGAGCAUUGUGCACAGCCUUGCGGAACUGUUGGGUGAUCCUGGUGCUUUGGAAUCCCGAAGCCGAGCACGGCUGCGAAGGAGCCUGCUUGCAGGCCUGGUUGCAGUCGAUCGUGAAAGUCAGGGGGCCCCACUCCCUGCCGGCUGGCCCAGGCCCUUGCAGGGCGCAGCUGGUGCUCCACCAACUGCGGCAGAGCUUGAGAUGCUGGUUGCUGGCGUUUGUUGGCUUUCGAACGGACGGAGCAAGCAAAUGGUGGAGGUGUCUACCCGACUGGCUAUCUCA